UUUGCUAUUUGCGUUUCAUGAUUCCAUAUGACUAAAAUAUUCGUGUAAUUUCAAUACGUUGGCUAGACUGCGAAAACGCGAGUAAUGGCGGGUAAUAAAAAAUGGCCAUGGGGAUAGUGGUGAUGGAGAAGGGAAUUUAACGGGGAAGUCCCAACGGGAAAGCCAUAGCUGCGAGCCGAUUGGUGACGCUAGUAGCGUUAGAAAAAAAAUAUUAGAACAAUGAUCUGUGUACUCUAUAGUUUGCGGCUGUGCGUCAUAAUUGGAGAAAUGCUACUGUCUACCCAUCUUGAGAUUGUUAAUAGUAAAUGGAAAUAACAACACUGAAGUGGAGAUUAAUUGAUUGUGUGUUCCUUAUAGAUUUUCAUAAAUAUUUUGAAAAUUGAAUAUUUGUGAACUGGGUUGACGAUUAGGGAUAAAUAGCGAUAGUUGAAUCAGUGUCAACUGCAGUAUGUCAAACCACAAUCCUGCUCAGAGCUUAUGAUCCGACGCCAUUUUUUAGUUGGCGGGUAUUACCACCAACCACCGAUCGCCUGUCCUUUGACUAUAAUAGUUCGACUAGCAGGGGGUGUGUAACGCGUUAAAUAUAUGGAAAAAAAUAAUAAAGAAAGAAGGAAGAUCGUGUGCGCGCAGCGCGGGGCGAUGAUAAGAACCAAUUUGCUUUCGAAACCUCGCAAAGGCCUAUAAAGUGUGGGGGAAAAACCGGAGCAAAACAAAACACUCUCUAUAUAGAGGAGGCUAACCGUUGAUAUAGCGACAGCUUGGAACACAAAGAGCUAAGUUCUCUGCCAUAAACGCGGCUAAUACCUCAGCGGAGCCAAUGUUCUAACUACUAGAAUGGUAGCAAGAGGAAGAUGAGGUUUACAACAGGGAAAGAGCCAGGGGAUCGGGCAGAACUCGGGCACGACCAAAUCCCCAACAAUUUGGACGAGAGUAUGAUGGCUGCCACUGAAUGCAAGGAGCCAACUGAUGCCGGUUGCAUCGAGGAUGGUUCUAUGAUUUCGAAUCUUCCACUCCUUUUUGCGGACGGGUACCCAACUUCCCUGGAAAAAAUCACCUUGCCUCAACUGGAACGUUUCAUAACAUUUAUGGUGCAAUGCUCGUUCGGGCAUGAUACCGCAAAGGUGAUUGGCGAACCGCAAUGGUGGCCUAAGGAGAUCAAAUUCACAAAUCCCUUUGUACGGCCUCGUAAGAUAAACGAGAGCUGGAUGGGGAACCUGAAGAAACUGGUUUUUCGUUGCUAUACUUAUCACCGCAGCGAAUAUUUGCUGAGGUUUUGUUCCCACCUCGCUCAACACCCGAGAGACAAGCUAGAAUAUGUUGAUAAUUGGGACUCGACUACGAGCCUCUUCCACAAAAGCACUGGAAAGCUGCUUGUCACAUUCCGAAAUGAAAAUAUGAAUUACGAUAAAAAAAUUGAAAGCCCGCGAAGGUUGCUGCUUCCGAGGAAUAGCGGAGUUUCUGGACCAGCCAGCAAAACGAAACAGCAGCUGCAGACUGUGGUUCAGCCAGUUCUGUGCGAUGACAUAUAUCUCUGCGAUAACUGUGACGCCGAGUUCAAUGAGUUCAAGAAAAUGAAGGAACACGAAAAAUUGUGCUGCGAACAGGAACAAAGCAGCGGCAAUUCACGGCCUGUUACGCCGGAGGUAUCGGCAGGACCACAAAUGGUGCAAAAUCAGUUCCUGGAAUAUUUCGCGUUAUCGUCAAACGACUCGAAACGUUUACCGAAAAAAUCUUGCGCGGAAGCGACGACGAAAACGGAGGCGGUUCGAAGCUCUAGACGUAUUAGGGGAUCAGUAAACCUGGCACGUUGUCCAACGAUUCCGUUUUCCUCCCCCGCCGGUAUAGCGAUGGCUAAAAAAUCUCGUACCAUGACAGAAGUAACGCAACAAGAAAGACUUGAAAGGAUAGAGCGAUACUUGAUCGCUCCACCGCUUAGCAACGGUUCUCGACCGAGAUGGUUAGACAGAAUAACGGAUACUAGCCGAUGGAUCGUAUCGCAUAAAGCAAAUCGUGACAAGCCUCCUCAAGACGACUACGUACACGAGUACAAGUUCAAUUCUUUGAGGGGCAAGCCUAUAUUAAGCAUUCGAUCGCAGAUACUCUGCGUCGCAUGUCGCAAGGCUAUCGUACCCAUAACUUUACUAACGCCUCGACAGAUCGACGAGUUGAAAAGUAACCUUGAUAAAUACCAGCUCCCAAAACAGCGCGUUCGACAAAUACGGGGCGGUGGACCACGUCCCGCACCCAAAUCUAAACGGCGUUGUUCUUUCUCGUCGUCCCUUUCUGCCAAGCGUAAAUAUGCUGGCGUUGAGAACGACCUCAUUGUCAUCGACGAUGAUGAGUUAGCAACAGUGACGCCCAUUGCACGGGUACAAGAAACUCAAGAUUCAACCGAGCCUUUAAGAUCACCGGAAGUUAAGAAUCUCGGGAGCAGUUCUCAGCACGAGAACGAGAGUCUUGAAAAGAAUUUGAGUCGUUUAUCGAUAAUUCGAACCCCUGAGCUAAGAAGAGAUGAAGAAAGAUCAUCGACCAUAGAGAACAUAGUAACGGUUAUCGACCUCUGCUCCUCAGACGAAGAGGAUAAUUCGAAUGGAGUUGGUAAUACAUGCGAUGAAAACAGAGAUCCAAUGCAGUCGGAAAAUCAAAAUGUCACACCGACCUUUCUUACAAACUUUAUACCUAGGCGACUUCGCAUUGGUCCAUGCGUUUACACGACUGAUUCAACAAGCGAUUGGCUGAAGAGAAUAUCCGAGCCUUGUUCCGGCCUUUUAGAAUAACUACAACGAUCGUAAACAAGACAAGAUGUCUUUCAACUGAGUAAAUGGCUUAAGGAGACGUGGCAAGCUGAUUAUAAGUCCAUUUAUGGUUUUGAAGUGACGAAAAUCAAGGAAUUGUUUCAGCUCUGUUCGUAAGAAGUGCAAAUAAACUGUAAAUUUUUCGAUGCUUUUUCGAGUCAGAGAUUUUCGAAUUUACCGCCCGACGAUAGCAUAAUAAGUGCUACAAGAAUAUUGAAAUAUUUUUUUUUUUUUUUUGAAGGAUGCAAAGCGAUACUCAUACGUUUAUAUUUUUAGAUAAACGUUACUAAAAUUACAACAUAGACCGGUGGUGUGGAGAAAAGCCGAUUCGGUCGUAAUGAAUUUUAUAAAAUUUGAAAUAUAUCUUGCGCCCAGAUGUAUUUAUUGUAAUUAUUGUUAAUUUGGUUUUGAUUUUGUUUUUUUAUACGCGAAAGAUAUAUUUUCUUAUAAUUGCGAUGAGACAGCCUAUUUCUCUUACAUUAUUCAUUGUCUUAGUUGGACCUGAACAUCGUAGCUAAUUUUAAUGCAGCGGAAUUCUAAAAAAAAACCUUUGGUUUCGGCGUGAAAAAGGUAUGAAGCCCUUUUGUGGCCUUAAGAUACGUAUCUCGGACUCUGAUUCGCCGAAUCAUAGAGACUUUUGAAAUUAUUAUUCUCAUAUCACCUGCCAAAAAAUCGGUCAAUUUGAGACGCACUUUUUAUCGUUGAAUUGGAGUUUAAAUCAGAUAUUUCAGCGAGUCCUCGAGAAGGAGGCGUAAUGUUCACCUGUCCAAAGAAAUACGGUUUAUAAAUAAAAUUGAGUUUGUAGUUUUCAAAAGCGAAAUUUUUGAAACUCCGUACGACAGGGAAAUUGGGAAAAACAAACCUAUUUAUCUAGGUCUUCUAACAAAAAGAAAAGACGGUACUACAAUUCGAUUGUGCGCCGCUUUAUGAGUAGACACAUUAUACUAUCUACCAGUGACACAAUAACAGUAACCUCGAGUGACUUUGAUUUCUCAAUUUUCCGGGUCUAUCACGGGGAAAAUCUGAAUAUUCCUUAUACAGUUUGUCUUUUGUUUCUCCAUUUAGCUCGUCAAUUAUGAAUAUCAUUUUUCCAACGGAUUCGUCAAAAGGCUCGUUUCUUAUAAUGUAAUCGUUUUCGUAAAUCGGAAUCUGUAAAGGUAUAUAUUAUACAUAUAUAUAUACGUAUGUUUCUUUUGAAAUUACCAUUGAUUAGUUGAAUUUGCUGCGUCAGCCACGAUUUCAUACCGGGUAUCGUUUAGUUGGGCGUAUUUUUGUACUGGUAAAAUGUCAUUCUGUUAUUCGAAAACAGAAUUUUGAUCGUUAAACCGGUAGACGAAAUUUCUUUUAGGGUGCUGAAAUUAUAUUAUUAUUUUUCUUCACUAAAGUCAGAAUAUGUUUUCGCUACAGUAAAUUUUAUUGAAUUGUUGAAAAUGAUUAAGUUAAUCGUUGAAUUGAUAAAUCAUUUUUAUCAUACCGUAUCACAAAAAGAUUGAAUCAUAUGAACGUGAGAUUCAAGGGAAUAAAAUACGAAACAUGUAACACGAAAAGGGCAAAUUAGUUAGACAGUCUGCUAUACGUAUAGAAACACUCGUGUUACGUAUUGUCUUCAUUACGUGUUACUAUUGUUACAUUUGUUAUAUUGAGUUAGAAAACUAAUAUUUUUGAAUAAAAAUUUGUCAAUGUAUUUCCCGCGCACUACUCAUCUUUAAAACUAUGUAUUUAUCGUAAUUAUUAUUGUUAUUAUUAUCAUUUGCAUGAUCUUUAUUAUUAACAUUAUUGCGUCUUUUCCCGUAUUAAAAGAUCAAAUUCAUACAUUAUAAACCACACCACGAUACACUUUGGAACCUAUAUCAGAGGCCCGCGAAACUUGCAAUUUGCAAGAAGAAAGAUGAAACGUUCGCUCUCGUUAUUGAAUUUAUUCGAUUAUUUUUUUCCUCGACAAAUGACGCGAUGAUAGUUGAUUUCUUUUUUUCCAAUGCGUUUAAUCGUAUGCGACUUGGUCACGUACUGAUUUCAACAAGAUUCAUUCAGUUUUAACUACGUAUGUACGGUGUACAAUAUAUACAUAAUACGAAAAUACGCUUAUUCUGUCAGUUGUAGCUCUCACCAUUUGCGAAAAUCAAGUAAAAAUCAAAUCGAAUGUUUGAACAAAACUUUUUUGGGUCAAAUAUUAAUUGUAAGCACGAUUCUGAAAGUUCAUUAUUGAAAUGGACAGGUGGGGCGCAGAGAGAUUUACACACGGUACGAAUGCACGAUAGAUAUUGUUAUUAUAAUAAGGUAGAUUUGCAUAACUUACUACGAUUAUGAUAUCUACAUAUACGGCUGUUUAUACCGAAGUAGCACGAAGGUUAUUAUUAUUAUUAUCAUUAUUAUUAUUUCUAUUAGCAUUAUUAUUGCGACAAUUGUUACUUUUAUUAUUAUUAUUAUUAUUAUUAUUAUUAUUAUUAUUAUUAUUUUUAUUAAUAUUAAUAUUAAUACAACGAUUUGCGACCGAUAACUAUCAUUUAGAUGAUUAUGCGUACAUUUAUAUAGUGAUAAUAUGUAGUAGUAUUACAAAUACGUUAGCGAAUAAUUAUAUAUUUUCUCAUUGUAAUAUAUACCGCAGAAAUUUUAUUUAGAUUGUAUUUCAAUAUUUAAUCAUUAUAGACUACAUACGCAUGUGAUCCCCCGUAUACAAAUUUGUAUUUAUACUGAAUUAUCAACGUUAUGCGCUUAUUUGAAAACUAUCAUUAUCAUAAAUCCGAUUUACAUCCCGCGAUAUCAUUGUAAUGAAUUUAUUAAAG
Molecule: messenger RNA, 5578 nt
Organism: Neodiprion fabricii
Lineage: Eukaryota; Metazoa; Arthropoda; Insecta; Hymenoptera; Diprionidae
Gene: ova
Exons: 7
Coding region: 852-2777 (641 amino acids)
Source: RefSeq, a predicted model, not a curated record